Mucor velutinosus is the source of this 369-nucleotide messenger RNA. RefSeq names its product putative NRPS-like protein biosynthetic cluster. The transcript is spliced from 2 exons. The record is from RefSeq and is a predicted model, not a curated record. Bases 1 to 369 code for a protein of 122 amino acids. NCBI's taxonomy places the organism in Eukaryota, Fungi, Mucoromycota, Mucoromycetes, Mucorales, Mucoraceae.
AUGAUGGCAAUGAGAUCCGAAAUCAGCCAACAAGGCGUACAACUGAACGUCUUGAAUGAUGGAUUUCGACAGCAAUUCAUGUCGCCAUUGGAAGACGCAGGCAGCGAUUUGGCAACAAGAAGCAUCCUGGAUCCCACUUACAGAAGCCAGGGCCAGAGCUUCUCCUGUGGAGAGAUACAACGCAAUGCUCCAGCAUUUGCACAAACUAUGCAAUGGGGCAUCUGUACACGAUUUGACACCAGGACAGCUCAAAUCGCGCAGGAAGAAGCUCCACCGCACAGCAAAGAGGGUCUUGGAGGCUAUACUGAUGAUGCAUCCGAAUAUCCCGCAUUGGAAUGCCCUAACAACAUUUCUCAAACACCGAAGUAA